GCUAGUAGCAAAGAAGUUCCAGUCCCCAGAGUGCCAGUCAACCAUCGACGGCCAGACCGCCGCCAAGACCAUGAGCGACACCGCCGUCAUCACCGUGGCCGUCGACAACUCUCUCAUCCGCAAGAGCCGCACCAACCAAUGGCCUGGCGCCCGCAAGGGGCUGCAGACUGGCACACAAUCAGCAGAUGGGAUUGAGAGCGUGAUGUUCACGUACCGAUUCAUGGAGGAGCGGCCGGGCACGUACCGCACUUGUCACGACCGAGACCCGACCACAAUGUUCACCGACGUGCAGGAAAGCGAAGCUGGGUUGUCCCAUUCAGAACACGAUGCAGUCAACGUGCCACACGGAGACGAGGGGCAGACCAGAUACGGAUUCGCUCGCACCGCCGACCGAGAACUCAUGGCGUGUACCCCAGGAGGCAGGGGCAAUGCCGUCCUUGCAUGCCCUCAAGCACAACUCAUGGCCAGUAACCAAUGUUUUAAAUAGCGGACUAUUGCCAAAUAGCGGCGGACCUCAAAAUCAACUAUAACGGAGUUAUAGCAGGCUAUAGCGGGCUAUUUGUACAUGGGAUCAUUUAGCGGCACC
Triticum aestivum (bread wheat) is the source of this 586-nucleotide messenger RNA. RefSeq lists its product as uncharacterized. Bases 71 to 487 code for a protein of 138 amino acids. NCBI's taxonomy places the organism in Eukaryota, Viridiplantae, Streptophyta, Magnoliopsida, Poales, Poaceae. The record is from RefSeq and is a predicted model, not a curated record. The transcript is spliced from 2 exons.